This is a messenger RNA of Mus caroli (Ryukyu mouse), 7777 nucleotides long. RefSeq names its product SLIT and NTRK like family member 2 (gene Slitrk2). Lineage: Eukaryota; Metazoa; Chordata; Mammalia; Rodentia; Muridae. Gene Ontology annotation, molecular function: protein binding. Gene Ontology annotation, cellular component: glutamatergic synapse. The record is from RefSeq and is a predicted model, not a curated record. Gene Ontology annotation, biological process: axonogenesis; positive regulation of synapse assembly.
GUAAGAAUCUUCCUACCCUGGGGUGGGUGGGUGGGGGGAUACCGCCUGCGCUCCUCGCUGCUGUGCCACUCACUGCACGGCCCGCCCGACUGGUACCUAGGAGGUGCUGGCUUCUGAGCCUCUCAGAGACGCGGAUGCUGCCGGAGCCUCCAGGGGAAGAUCGAGGCGGAGCGCUCUCUCUGGAUGCUAAACUACUGGUGGACUGAAGAGGAGAGGAGCCCCGUCUUCUCCUGAUGUGUUUGCCUGUAAGUACCUGAGCUGACAUCAAAGGUGCUUAAAGAUGCUGAGCGGCGUUUGGUUCCUCAGUGUGUUAACAGUGGCCGGGAUCUUACAGACCGAGAGUCGCAAAACUGCCAAAGACAUUUGCAAGAUCCGCUGCUUGUGCGAAGAGAAGGAAAACGUACUGAAUAUUAACUGUGAAAACAAAGGAUUUACAACUGUCAGUUUGCUUCAACCCCCCCAGUAUCGCAUCUAUCAGCUGUUUCUCAACGGAAACCUCUUGACCAGACUGUAUCCAAAUGAGUUUGUCAAUUAUUCAAAUGCGGUGACUCUUCAUCUAGGUAACAAUGGGCUGCAGGAGAUCCGACCUGGGGCAUUUAGUGGUCUGAAAACUCUCAAGAGACUGCAUCUCAAUAACAACAAACUGGAGGUAUUGCGAGAGGACACUUUUUUAGGCCUAGAGAGUCUGGAGUACCUCCAAGCUGACUACAAUUACAUCAGCACCAUCGAGGCAGGGGCAUUCAGCAAACUGAAUAAGCUGAAAGUACUCAUCCUGAAUGACAACCUUUUGCUGUCUUUGCCCAGUAAUGUGUUUCGGUUUGUCCUGCUGACUCACUUAGACCUGAGGGGGAACAGGUUGAAAGUAAUGCCUUUUGCUGGUGUCCUUGAACAUAUUGGAGGAAUCAUGGAAAUUCAGCUGGAAGAAAACCCGUGGAAUUGCACCUGUGACUUACUUCCUCUCAAGGCAUGGCUGGACACCAUUACUGUUUUUGUGGGGGAGAUUGUCUGUGAAACCCCCUUCAGGUUACAUGGGAAAGAUGUGACCCAGCUGACCAGACAAGACCUCUGUCCCAGAAAAAGUGCAAGUGGUGAUUCUAGUCAGAGGAGCAGCCAUUCAGACACACAUGUUCAAAGGUUGACCCCAACAACAAAUCCUGCUCUCAACCCAACCAGAGCUCCAAAAGCCAGCCGGCCACCCAAAAUGAGAAAUCGUCCGACUCCUCGAGUGACUGUGUCAAAAGACCGGCAGAGCUUUGGCCCGAUCAUGGUGUACCAGACCAAGUCCCCCGUGGCCUUCACCUGUCCCAGCAGCUGUGUCUGUACUUCUCAGAGCUCAGACAAUGGUCUAAAUGUUAAUUGCCAAGAAAGGAAGUUCACUAACAUCUCUGACCUACAGCCCAAACCUACCAGUCCAAAGAAACUCUACCUAACGGGGAACUAUCUCCAAACAGUCUAUAAGAAUGACCUCUUAGAAUACAGCUCACUGGAUUUGUUGCAUUUAGGAAACAACAGGAUUGCAGUCAUUCAGGAAGGUGCCUUUACAAACCUGACCAGUUUACGAAGACUUUAUCUGAAUGGCAAUUACCUUGAAGUGCUGUAUCCUUCUAUGUUUGAUGGACUGCAGAGCUUGCAGUAUCUCUAUUUAGAGUAUAAUGUCAUUAAGGAAAUUAAGCCUCUGACCUUUGAUGCUUUGAUUAACCUCCAGCUCCUGUUUCUGAAUAACAACCUGCUGAGGUCCUUACCUGAUAAUAUAUUUGGGGGCACAGCCCUCACCAGGCUGAAUCUGAGAAACAAUCAUUUUUCUCACCUGCCUGUGAAAGGGGUCCUGGACCAGCUUCCUGCUUUUAUCCAGAUAGAUCUGCAAGAGAACCCAUGGGACUGCACCUGUGACAUCAUGGGGCUAAAGGACUGGACCGAACAUGCCAAUUCCCCUGUCAUCAUCAAUGAGGUGACUUGUGAGUCUCCCGCUAAGCAUGCAGGGGAGAUACUGAAAUUCCUGGGAAGGGAGGCUAUUUGUCCAGAUAAUCCUAACCUGUCAGAUGGGACUAUUUUGUCAAUGAAUCACAACACAGACACGCCUAGAUCACUUAGUGUGUCUCCUAGUUCUUACCCCGAACUACACACUGAAGUUCCACUCUCCGUCUUAAUUUUAGGAUUGCUUGUGGUUUUUAUCCUCUCUGUCUGUUUUGGGGCGGGGUUGUUCGUCUUUGUUCUGAAGCGUCGGAAGGGAGUGCCAAAUGUUCCCAGGAGUGCCACCAACUUAGAUGUAAGUUCCUUCCAGUUACAAUAUGGGUCUUACAACACCGAGACUAAUGAUAAAGCUGAUGGCCACGUCUAUAACUACAUUCCUCCACCUGUGGGUCAGAUGUGCCAAAACCCCAUCUACAUGCAGAAGGAAGGAGACCCAGUGGCCUAUUACCGAAAUCUGCAGGACUUCAGCUAUGGCAACCUGGAGGAAAAAAAAGAAGAACCUGCCACACUUGCUUACACAAUAAGUGCCACUGAGUUGCUAGAAAAACAGGCCACACCAAGAGAGCCUGAGCUGCUGUAUCAGAAUAUUGCUGAGCGAGUUAAAGAACUUCCCAGUGCAAGCCUAGUCCACUAUAACUUUUGUACCUUACCUAAAAGGCAGUUUGCCCCUUCAUAUGAAUCUCGACGCCAAAACCAAGACAGAAUCAAUAAAACCGUUUUAUAUGGGACUCCCAGAAAAUGCUUUGUGGGGCAGUCAAAGCCAGACCACCCUUUACUGCAAGCUAAACCGCAAUCGGAACCAGACUACCUCGAAGUUCUGGAAAAACAAACUGCAAUCAGUCAGCUGUGAAGGGAAACCAUUUACAACCCUCUAGCAUCAAAGGAUGCAGCUCCAGACUGUUGGAAGCACUGCCUUUGCUUUUGUUGUGUCCUCCCUUCCCCAGUGCUAAUGGGAGACUGAAAGCCUUUGGGAGAUGGGGUGAAGCAAUGAUCUUGCUCUCGCAAGCUUUCCUUUAAAUUAUUUUCUCUUUUGCUCUCCCAAUCCCGUUCCCCCUCUCUUCUUAGAAACCGUCAGAGAACAUGAAUGUUUCUACAAUGCAUUUUUUUCAUGUAUUUUUGUUUAGGUUUCGUUUCUAUUUUCUUUCUUUCUUUUUUUCUUUUUUUUCUUUCCCAGUGUGGGAGUGGAAAGAAAUGACAGUGAAUGAAGGGAAAGUAGGCAAAGUUUUCAAAUGAAAAUAUUUUGUAGAAGAUCUCCAAAGAUCUUUUGAGACUACAACUUUUUUUUUUUUUUUUUUUUUUUUUUUUUUUGUAAAUAAUGGUCUAUGGUAUUGCCAUCUUCAGUUACUGAGUAUAGGCCUGGGCAUUGCUACUUUGUGUGAAAGUGCCUUUGCACUUAAAGACAUAACUUAAAUGUUGCUUUUAGCUUUGAAAAUUGAAAGUAUUUUAAUGUGCUGUAUUUUUAAAAUUGAAAUCAAUGUAAAAUAGAUCUAUAUGUCAGCUAUAUUAAGUCAACGUACAGUUUGCUUGAGUUAUAGAAACCAGCCUGUCAUCAAACGAUUCUAGCUUAGGACUUUAUAGAUAUAAAUGUAAAAUAUUUCCUUUCUUCUGGGUUUGGUAUAAGUGAUUUUAUUUAAGUCAAGUAAGGGGAUUUAACAGUGGACUAGAGGUCAUAAGCCACCUCUGUCUGGAUUAGUAAUUCAUUAAUAAAAUAUAUUUAACCCAAUAUCAGAGUGAAUUGAACAAUUAAUGCCCUCUGUGAAUCAUUAUUUUACACUAACAUGGUCAAUGUUUUAGAUUAUUUUCCUAAUUAAGAGUACAUUGCACAACUAGUAGUAUAUUUUUUCUGCUUUAGAUAUUUUUAUAUAUUUAAAUGAAACUCUGUAUUUCUAACUUUUUAAUUGAAACUAAUAUUUUUUCUGCCUAUUGCAACAUUUUCUAUAAACACAUACCAGUAGAGGCCGCCACACACCUCAUUUAACCAAGACACAAGAGCCAUUAAAUACCUUGAAGACUUCAAAGGUAAGAUGCAAACUUCCCACGUAUGUUCUCUGCAAAUUCAAGACAGCAGAGAUAAAAAUUACAUAUCUCAAAUUUUAUUUCUUUGAGAGUCAAAAAUUAGACACAGAAUUCUUCUCAAUUUUCACAGAGAUUUUCCUCUUGAUUUUAAUUGAAGUGUUAAUGAGGUGCUAUCAAAUCAUGCACUUAUUUGCAUCUCCAAAUCCAUUAACAGUUACCUAAACCACAGCAGUAAGCGUCUUUUUUCCUUCUGCCUUCUUGGGGUAUGCUUUACUUGAAAAUUUUUCUUGUUAGCUUCAGCAAGCCUUUCAUUUUGUUCUUAGCAGUCAAUUAUUUUAACUAACCAACUCUAUAUAACAUUUAUGAAGCCUUAUUAGACUGUAAAUAAUUUUAGAUGCAAACAUUAUUGUAUGAUUUAAACAAACAGCCUUUCUUUACAACAAAAAUAGUUUUGUUUUGUCUAUUGUAAAUCCUUAUGCAACUGGGAUGGUGAUCAGCAUAUAAAGUAGUCCAGCUUUUCAAUUCCUUAUUAAAGCAAGUGAUGGCAUCUGAAAGAAGCACACUGUUUCCUUUUCAUAAAUAGGUUACUGCACAUAAUAAUCCUUUAUUAUCAUGUGGAGAUUGAAGUGGAUCCUGAUAAGUUACUUUUAAAGCAUUAAAUUGACUAAUAGUACAUUACCAGUUUUAACAAUUCAUGCUAUAGGCUUUCAAUUAGAAAUUACUUAACUCCAAAUCAUUUUGAUUAAUAAUUAAUGGUGCAAAAUGGACUUUUUAAACAACAGAAGGUAAUUGUGCCCAUAUAUAAAAGUAAAGGACACUCAAGGAAAAAAUGAUUUUAACAAUCUGAAAUCCCUGGAUAUCUACUAACUAAUAUAUUCACUGUUUGCUUAAAAGUCAUAAUUGCCAUUUAUAUCCAUUAGCUCACAACUGAAAAUGGUGGGUCAGAGUGAUCUACACAUAUGUAUAGAAAUUUUACAUUUUGUAUAAAAGAAGCCAGAGUAGUGAACGAGUCGGACAUGGAGAGAGCUCCUGGAAAGUGCUUCAUCUUUGGGUGACAUUUAUAUAUAAAUACAGGAGUUUUAAACAUUUUCUUAAAGUGGUUUUCCUUUGGUUUAAUGAUCAAUACAUUAUACAGAGGCAGAUAUUUGGGGAAGUCAUUGUGAAGGCAAAUCAGCAUAUAUCAUAUUAAGAUAGUUUUUAUAGGCUUUAACUGUGAUUUGAUCUGUUAAUGACAUGAUUCUACUUCAGUGUUUGUUCUCAUUCUCCUGAAAAGUAAAACAUGUGUGUUAAUGACAAAUUAGUUUAUUAAUCUUAAUGAAAUGUAACUUAUUUCUCAUUCAUUUUCAUGAUUUUUUGAAGAGGCCUCCUGGAAGAACUCAAACCCACAAAUUCUUUAGCUCAAUAAUUACUAUUCAUUUCAAUAUUUUCAUGUUUCUAGAUCUGUACUUUAUUUACAUUGAGUUAUAAAAUCAAGUCUUUUAGGUAUGAUACAAAUGGUUUUAUUUAAAAGCAUAAUAGCACACCUUGUGUUUUAAUUGUUACUGUCAAAUGCAAGCAUAAGCACUUCAAGAUUAAUUACUUUAUUGACAUUCCCACUAGUUGUAUUCUGAUUUUCUUUAUAGGCUCAAGCACUAUCAAACCUAUUUUACUUUAAGGAUUUUAUUUUUAACUCCUCCAGCUGGAUAUGUUAUUCAUUCCCUUACUAUUUCACAAGCAGACUGUAAUGAGUGUGAGGCUAGCAAGAACUGUUCCAGGCAAGAUAUUGGCAUUCCUAGGACCCCACCUGGACCAGAACUAGAUGUCUGGCCCUACAAAAUGUCAAACAGCAAUUACUCUAGAUUCUACUGUUUAAUUAGUUACUUUUAUGGCUUCUACAUAUGCCAGUGGGUAAAUUUGUACAAAAUACUCAAAAAUACUACUCCUCAAACUUCACACCAUUGCCAAGAAUAUUUGGUAUGAACUUAGGUCAACCUUUGUGCCUUCUUUCCUCAGGCAUUUGGUGAGUAAGAAAAAGACCCUUCAAUGUCCUCUUUGUCCUCUGAAUUUUAAGUUGACUGAAUUUUUCUAAGUAAUUCCUGUCAUAAAGGGCUUAAUAUUUUAAAGAUUUUUUAAAGUAUAUGUAACGAAUUAAAGAUAGUUUCUGUCAUUUCUCAAACUUUGAAAAUUCCUUAUGAUACUGUACUACACAUUCCAGAAACAUACUACAUUGAAUGCUAGAGUUAACAAAGCCUUCCAGAUGGUUCUCUUACUCAAAUUGUUUCCUCAUUCAUUCAUUCAUUCAUUCACUCAUUUAAUAUAUCUUGAGUGCUCUCUUCCCUGGUGCCUGGAGCUGCUGUGUGCAGAGGGGCCACAGAUAUAUAAGACAGGAUCUCUAAUUGCCUCACCCCAUGCCUUCACCACUACUCUCACUGAUACUAAAUCCCCCUCCCUUCACAGACCUCCCAAAUUUGGUAAGGAGCAUAGUACAAAAUAGAAGAGAGCUUUACCUGAAUGAAAAUCACUCCCAGGUAGGCAGUUGGGACAAGAAUCCAGUGCAGAAGGUUGAGUGUUUAAAUUCUUUGGAGUAAAAUAUUGAACGGAUAAAUCAUAAAUGGACUGGUUACCAUGUAAGUGCUAUUAACAUAUCUUUGGAAUUACAUAGUUAAAAUGGGAAAAUCCCACUAAAAUAAACUUAAAUCACAGCAGAGUUAAGUCCAAUUAUGGCCUGAUGAUAGCUAUAUAUUUAUGUUAUCUACAUCUACUUUGUAAAGUUGAAUACCAGAAUUGUAAAUAUAAAAACCACUAAUAUACUUCAAGUUUUGGAAUAUUCAUGUUUUAGAGGCAACAUUUACUAUCUAUUUUAGUGGCUUAAAAAGUAAUAUUUUGGCUCACAUGCCUUUAUCUAUACAAUAAGAGACUUUAGUGUGUGAGAGAGAUCAAAGUACUAUGUUUAAGCCUACUUUGCUCCUCACAAUGGUCAUGGAAAAAGUGCUGUGUAAACUGAAGUUUUAAAAGAAUCAAAUUCUAUUUUAAGUGCAUUAAGGGAGCUACCAUUUAGAUAAAAUUUGGGAAUCUCUUUAUGAGGCAGAAAACUAUUUUAUAAUGCAAAGAACCAUUCUAUCUGUUUUGUAUAUUUGGAUUUUCAAUAUCAAUUUUGCUUAAAAACAAGUUCACAUGCAUAAUAAGAGUGUGUUUUGUCACCAUUGCUUGUACUAUUCAUUUCUUGGUUGCUAAGGGCUUAUACUUAAAGUCUGCUGCAGUUUUAUGUGAAUUGAGCUAUCUAUGAUUAUGAUAGCACAAUAGAAUUCCUGAACUUCUGGACUAGCAAGCCCAUUUCAAUACAAUUGAACACAGGACUCUUGCUCAACAGCAUCUCCCCUCCCAAGACCUUGUUUCCUUAGAGGGUAGACUGACUCCUGUAUUCACAUCCUAUAAAGUGCUUAGGAAUACAGGUUUUAUUAAAAAAAUACAUAUGUUACUAUGUAAACAUAUUGAAUUGCAUGUGUGUUGGAAAAUUUUAGCAGUAUUUUAGCUUGAAAGUAUGUGUACAAAUUCUGUUAGCUUACUUGCAAAUAAUUGUUCUCCAGUUGUUGGAAUAAAUGGCAAAUGAAACAAUUUAUUAUGUAAAUAAAUUCUUGUGCCAAAUAGUGACAUUGUUUAAGAAAAUAAAUGACAUAUUUUGGGCUGUUAAUAGGCAAAUGAAAUACUGAAAAUGUGAUGAAAUUCUAUUGUAUUUUAUUGGAUAAACUGUUUAGUUAUUUUAUGCUGUAGUUAGCUUUCAGUUAAUAAAUAAAUAUUCGCUAAAAAUGCA